Molecule: messenger RNA, 588 nt
Organism: Bursaphelenchus okinawaensis
Lineage: Eukaryota; Metazoa; Nematoda; Chromadorea; Rhabditida; Aphelenchoididae
Source: the annotation of a GenBank genome assembly
AUGGUAAGUUUAGUAUGUUUUUAAUAAAUUUUAAUGGUUAUUUUAGACUAUUGGAAAGAACAACAAGAUGAUGGCUCAUCUGGGCUAUCGCAUGAAAGUUAUUGUGCAGGAUAGCAGAACUUUUGUUGGCUAUUUCAAAGGUAUGUUGCUUAUUUUACUGUAAUGUUAUUGUAAAUAGACAUAAUGUUGUUGAAUUUUAACGUUUAUUUUUAUAAUUACAUUUUUUAAGCUUUUGACAAACACAUGAAUGUUAUUCUAUCUGACUGUGAAGAAGUGAGGAAAAUCAAACCAAAACCAGGAAAGAAACUCGUUAAUGAAGAAGAAAAACGCACAUUAGGACUAAUCCUUCUUCGUGGUGACAAAAUCAUAUCUAUCAGCGUCGAUGGUCCAGCACAGAAGGAUGAUGACUCCAGAGUUCCAAAGGCCGGCGGCACUGGCGGUCCUGGACAAGCCAGACCUGCAAACAGAACAGUACCACAAGUCCCUGCGGGUGCUCCAAUUGGUAUGCAAGGUGCUCUCGGAGGUCAUGGUGUACCGAACAUGCAACAGCCUUAUGGAGUUCCUCCAAUGGGCCAACGUCCUUAUUAA